Topomyia yanbarensis is the source of this 733-nucleotide messenger RNA. Its product is annotated as dynein light chain Tctex-type 5-B. The coding region runs from base 42 to 635 and encodes 197 amino acids. Gene Ontology annotation, cellular component: cytoplasmic dynein complex; cytoplasm. Gene Ontology annotation, biological process: microtubule-based movement. The transcript has 4 exons. The record is from RefSeq and is a predicted model, not a curated record. NCBI's taxonomy places the organism in Eukaryota, Metazoa, Arthropoda, Insecta, Diptera, Culicidae. Gene Ontology annotation, molecular function: dynein intermediate chain binding.
GGGAAAGCCCGAAAAAAACAACCAAGAAAAGGAUUGCUAUCAUGGAACCCCAUGAACAGUUCGGUACUGAAAAGCGCAAAGAAGGGAAAAAAUAUCGCAAAUCAAUUUUUCCUGGCUUACGCGAAAGUAUAAUGAUGGACAGACGUAGAUCGACGGUUGGCGUCGGUGAACAUCACCGGCAAUCGUCAGCUCAACUGUUCAGCCGAAUGAUGGACAAUGCCUUCCCACCAAUGGAAUCCCGUGUGUGGACCAGCCGAAGAAGUACCAUGUACCAUACACCUCGCUUCCAAAACAACUAUCGGAUGGAAUCUCGGCACCCGUUCAAUCGUGACAGUGUUGAUACCCUCAUCAGUCGAUUCUUGACGAUAUUUUUGAACGAACAGGCAUAUAAUCCUAGGCGAGCCAAACGACUGGCAGAACAUCUGAGCGUAGAGCUGAAGGACCUCAUCAAAUACUGCAAGUACGAUAGGUAUCGCAUCAUCGCGCUCGUAACAGUGGGAGACAAAUCUUCGCAGGAUUUCAAGUCCGUUAUGCGAUUUUUGUGGGACUCCGAAAAGGACAGCUAUACUAAUUUUGCUUUUGAGACAUCCACAUACUUUGUGACAGCUACGAUCUUUGCAGUGUACUACGAAUAACUUUCAAUUGACUCUUUUACCAGGUGUCAUAAUUUUGUGACUCGAAGACUUUGCUACUUACAAAAUUCAGCAGUUCAUUUGUUAUUUAUUUAUUAAUA